Octodon degus (degu) is the source of this 4252-nucleotide messenger RNA. RefSeq names its product chloride voltage-gated channel 6 (gene Clcn6). Bases 112 to 2727 code for a protein of 871 amino acids. The transcript has 23 exons. Gene Ontology annotation, molecular function: voltage-gated chloride channel activity. Gene Ontology annotation, cellular component: intracellular membrane-bounded organelle; lysosomal membrane. The record is from RefSeq and is a predicted model, not a curated record. Gene Ontology annotation, biological process: chloride transport; transmembrane transport. NCBI's taxonomy places the organism in Eukaryota, Metazoa, Chordata, Mammalia, Rodentia, Octodontidae.
ACCCCUAGCUGGAGAGGUGCACGUGACCCUCCCGGGGCCAGUCACGUGAGGCGCGGAUCCUGGUGGGGAGGGGGUAGGCAGAGGGGUCCGGAGUGGCAGUAAAGGAGGAAGAUGGCGGGGUGCAGGGGGUCUCUGUGCUGCUGCUGCCGGUGGUGUUGCUGCUGCGGCGAGCGUGAGACCCGCACCCCUGAAGAGCUGACUAUCCUUGGGGAAACGCAGGAAGAGGAGGAUGAGAUCCUUCCAAGAAAAGAUUAUGAGAGCCUGGACUAUGACCGCUGCAUCAAUGACCCUUACCUGGAAGUACUGGAGACCAUGGAUAAUAAGCAGAAAGGGCGAAGGUACGAGGCAGUGAAGUGGAUGGUGGUGUUUGCCAUUGGAGUCUGCACCGGGCUGGUGGGACUCUUCGUGGACUUCUUUGUGCGGCUGUUCACCCAACUCAAGUUUGGAGUGGUUCAGACAUCAGUGGAGGAGUGUAGCCAGAAAGGCUGCCUGGCCCUGUCUCUCCUGGAGCUCUUGGGUUUUAACCUGACCUUUGUCUUCUUGGCCAGCCUUCUUGUCCUAAUUGAGCCGGUGGCGGCGGGCUCUGGGAUCCCUGAGAUCAAGUGCUAUCUGAAUGGUGUGAAGGUGCCGGGAAUUGUCCGGCUCCGGACCCUGCUCUGCAAAGCCUUCGGAGUGCUGUUCGGUGUGGCCGGCGGCCUGUUUGUGGGGAAGGAGGGCCCCAUGAUCCACAGUGGGGCCGUGGUGGGAGCUGGCCUUCCUCAGUUUCAGAGCAUCUCCUUACGGAAGAUUCAGCUUAACUUCCCCUACUUCCGAAGUGACAGAGACAAGCGAGACUUCGUGUCGGCAGGGGCGGCUGCGGGCGUUGCCGCAGCGUUUGGGGCCCCGAUCGGGGGCACCUUGUUCAGCCUGGAGGAGGGCUCGUCGUUCUGGAACCAAGGGCUCACGUGGAAAGUGCUCUUCUGUUCUAUGUCUGCCACCUUCACUCUCAACUUCUUCCGUUCUGGAAUUCAGUUUGGAAGUUGGGGUUCCUUCCAGCUCCCUGGAUUGCUGAACUUCGGCGAGUUCAAGUGUUCUGACUCUGAUAAAAAAUGUCAUCUCUGGACUGCUAUGGAUUUGGGGUUCUUCGUCGUGAUGGGGGUCAUUGGGGGCCUCCUAGGAGCUACAUUCAACUGUCUGAACAAGAGGCUUGCAAAGUACCGUAUGCGAAACGUGCACCCGAAACCUAAACUUGUCAGAGUCUUGGAAAGCCUCUUGGUGUCCCUGGUAACCACCGUGGUGGUGUUUGUGGCCUCGAUGGUGCUGGGAGAAUGCCGACAGAUGUCCUCUUCGAGUCAAAUCGGUAAUGGCUCGUUCCAGCUCCAGGUUACAUCAGAAGAUGUGAAUUCAAGUAUCAAGACCUUCUUCUGUCCCAAUGACACCUACAAUGAUAUGGCCACACUCUUCUUCAAUCCCCAAGAGUCUGCCAUCCUCCAGCUCUUCCACCAGGAUGGGACUUUCAGCCCCAUCACCUUGGCCUUGUUUUUCAUCCUCUAUUUCCUGCUUGCUUGUUGGACUUACGGCAUUUCUGUUCCAAGUGGGCUUUUUGUACCUUCACUACUGUGUGGAGCUGCUUUUGGACGAUUAGUUGCCAGUGUCCUAAAAAGCUACAUUGGACUGGGCCACAUCUAUUCAGGGACCUUUGCGCUGAUUGGUGCCGCUGCUUUCUUGGGUGGGGUCGUCCGCAUGACCAUCAGCCUCACAGUCAUCCUAAUUGAGUCCACCAACGAGAUCACGUACGGGCUCCCCAUCAUGAUCACCCUGAUGGUGGCCAAAUGGACAGGGGACUUUUUUAAUAAGGGCAUUUAUGACAUUCACGUGGGCCUUCGAGGUGUGCCACUCCUGGAAUGGGAGACAGAGGUGGAAAUGGAUAAGCUGAGAGCUAGUGACAUCAUGGAGCCCAACCUGACCUACGUGUACCCGCACACGCGCAUCCAGUCCCUGGUCAGCAUCCUACGCACAACCGUGCACCACGCCUUCCCGGUGGUCACUGAGAAUCGGGGCAAUGAGAAGGAGUUCAUGAAGGGCAACCAGCUCAUCAGCAACAACAUCAAAUUCAAGAAGUCCAGCAUCCUAACCCGUGCCGGUGAGCAGCGCAAGCGGAGCCAGUCCAUGAAGUCCUACCCGUCGAGCGAGCUGCGCAACAUGUGUGAUGAGCACGCAGCCCCUGAGGAGCCAGCCGAGAAGGAGGACCUCCUGCAGCAGAUGCUGGAGCGCAGAUACACCCCCUACCCCAACCUGUACCCUGACCAGUCCCCGAGCGAAGACUGGACCAUGGAGGAACGCUUCCGGCCACUCACCUUCCAUGGGCUGGUCCUGCGCUCACAGCUCGUGACCCUGCUUGUGCGCGGCGUCUGCUACUCUGAGAGCCAGUCGAGUGCCAGCCAGCCACGCCUCUCCUACGCCGAGAUGGCCGAGGAUUACCCGCGGUACCCUGACAUCCACGACCUGGACCUCACUCUGCUCAACCCAAGGAUGAUUGUGGAUGUCACCCCCUACAUGAACCCUUCGCCCUUCACUGUGUCCCCCAACACCCACGUCUCCCAAGUCUUCAACCUGUUCAGGACAAUGGGCCUGCGCCACCUGCCCGUGGUGAAUGCUGUUGGGGAGAUUGUGGGGAUCAUCACGCGACACAACCUGACACAUGAGUUCCUGCAGGCGAGGCUGCGGCAGCAUUUUCAGACUCUCUGACGCCCGCCCGCUGCUCCUUGCUCAUACCGUGGCCACCACGGGCUGCGCUGUCCCAGGACACAAAUGUUCUUGAAAGCCUGGAAUCAUGGAGCACUUGCUGGGCAGAGACGCCGGGAAUGGUGUUAAGUCGUCAGAGUCGGGACUUCCCUGACCACCUCAGCAAGUACCCUCUUCCCUGCUCCCCACUUCCCAUGCCUGGCGUUGGCAUAGCCCUGCCCAGGCCCCAAAGGACCAGGACAGAGGCAGCAGCCAGCCAGCCCCACCUUCCCUGCUCUCCUGGGGAGCCCUGCUGGUGCCUUCACCCUCUGGGAGGGCUUGGGCCAAGGUCCGUUGCAGAAUCACAUUCACCACUAGGUGGAGGAGUGGGGUGCUGACAAGGCUUCCCUCGGGACUGCCUCCCCUGGACACUUGUCCUCUCCCGUGGAUCGGAGGGGUGCCCUGGCUUCCUGAGGCGUGAGUCUCCUCAGAGCCCCGGCCUGCAGGACGUAGCAUUAAAGUCCCGCAGAUGUUCUGUGAUGAAGAGUGCAGUCGUGGGGUCAGACUGCUGUCCCGCUUGUUUUUGACGUCUCUCCCCGCCUGCCCCAGCCCCUGCUCACUGAGUGACUGCUCUUGCUCAGUCUGUGCGUGUCUUCCUGGUGAGACGGCACAACUCAGUCUUGGCCUCACCUCCAGAGUUAACCAAAAGCAGGGCGCCCUGAGACAGAACCCUGAGGGACAGCAUGAGACCAUCUCGCAGGUGGGGGCGUUAGUCAUGGGCCAGGUCGCUGCAGGACAUGCUGGGGAGAAGCAGUGGCUUUGAGAGGGGAAGCGUCUCCCCUCACAGCCCUCUCUCCCCUGCUGGCCAGCGCUCUGUCCUCCUGAGCGGCCAGAGGUGGGAGCUCGGGCUGGGCCUGUAGUGCUGUUGGCGCUGGGAGGCAGGGAACCUGGGGCCUUCGGCACUGCGCACAGGAGAUCCGCACGCACCCCAGCCCAGCCCAGCCCUGGGUGUGCCUCCCAGGCCACAGUUUCCUUCGGAGCAUGCGCCUGGGAGAACCCAGGGUAGCAUGUUCGCAUUCAUCUUCCCACAGCCUCGGGCGUCUGUCGGCAUCGGUCCAGCAGCCCUCCUCAACAGCUCUUGGGACUCAGGUGGCAUCAUUGGUAGUUAGUGUUUUUUAACCCAUGAGGCCUCUGGGUCGGGCCUGGCUUCUCACAGUGUGAGCUUGGGUUGCUUGGACCGGGCCAGCUGGUGUCAGGUAUACAGUGUGCUCUGGAGGACUGUCCACACCCACGAAGGGCUGCUUCCCCGUCCCUGUGGUCCUGUCCCCUACCCUGCUUGUGUUUUUGACCAAAAUGAUUGAUUUCUACAGCUUCUGAUUUUUGCAGCUUCUCUGGAUGCUGGCUGCUGCCGGGUCUUAGGGCAGCAUUUGGAGCUCAACCACGUUGUUCUCUCAUAGAGCAGGAAGGCUAGCAGUUGCCAGGCGUGGUGGCACAUGCCUGUAACCCCAGCUGUUCUGGAGGCUGAGGCAGGAGGAUGGAGGGCUCGAGG